CCCCAACCAUAAACCUUGGGACCCUCUGAUGUAGUAAUGGCGGCGUUUUCCUGUUCACGUUAAGGAAAACACAAAAAUAAACUUACAUUUUCGGAGCACCAAGACAGUGUUUUAACCCGGUAAACACCCACGAAAAAAGCAGAUUAUUUUAUUUACUGUAAGCUGCACCUCACAAUUUCGUACAACGCUAUGUUUUAUUGCGCAUAUUUAAAUCGCCUCAGGUCACUAAAACUCACCCCAUGUUAAGAGUAGGGAUUACCUGUCCGGUUUUUCUUACAACCAUAGCUUUGGUGGGGAGAUUUCCGCACUGCCCCAUUUCUUCAUUAGCGGGCAUACAGUUCUUAGAUAAAAAAACAAUAGCGAAAACUAUCGAUUACCUUUGGGACUUCGGCCUUCUUUUAGAAUAUCAUGGGUCACACGGAAAUUUCCUAUUAUACUUACAGAUGUCAAUACUCACAUCAAAUACAGCUGAGGUCAUUCAGUUUGACCAAACCUCUGUCCGUUAGGUAAAUUAUAUCGCAACAGUUCGCAAUCUUCUCCGUCCUCUCGCGCGGACAGUUCGCGCGCUCUUGUACAGCUUGGUUACUAAGAUCGCGGGCUCAUUGUUUUUGUUGGAUUCCUCACAAAUUACUCGUAGAAUGGAACGUGAAGGACAGAGUUAGAUUUUGCUUUUCAUUUGUUCUGGUUUAACUUCAAAAGAGAAAAUUCAGCAUUUCAAGUGUUAAAUAUGGGUUGUACCGUAAGUGGCGUCAACAGGAACAAUUUUGAAAGAGCUCUUGUCAGAGGUGUUGCGAACAACGAAAGAGGACAGUUACUCAUAUGCGGUAGAGAAAAGAAAACUAACCUAAAGACGGAAAAAAGGAAAUAUUCGGGCAAAAUCGAAUUAUUCAGAACUACAGAUUUACCAAAGACCUUAACAACGAAGAAAAUUAUAGAAUCCCCCCAGAUGACAGCACUGUCCGAUUCAAUUUCGAACGAGAGAAAUACACGUGUUUAUUUGAGCACAGGUUUGAACAAAGAAGCCUUUCACAGACUAGAUGGAAAAUGGGAAGGCACCAAAACGGAGCAAAUUAUCCAAGAAGUUAACAGCAACCAUCAAUGCCACAGUUACAGCCUUGAGAUUUCAUGGCCAGAUAGAAUUAGUGAAAACCAGAGUGGAAAGACCAGUGAAGCUGGACUGGACCAGAAACUUAAACAAGACAGUUCCAAUAGCCCUUGUUUUAAAUUUUAUGUCUCUAUUUCAAACUCCAGCGAUGGUUCAACACAUCACAAUGGAGCCACACAAUCCAUCUUGGAGUUCCGCAGUUGCAUGCCAGAUGAUUUUCCUGGAGUGAAAAGUGGUCAAGUUGCUGUAGCUGUCCACGAAAGCUUCUUCAAUUGUAAGUAACUAUGAGAUGUAGCAUACAUGGGGUGAGGUGA
Molecule: messenger RNA, 1419 nt
Organism: Pocillopora damicornis (cauliflower coral)
Lineage: Eukaryota; Metazoa; Cnidaria; Anthozoa; Scleractinia; Pocilloporidae
Source: RefSeq, a predicted model, not a curated record